GGAUAAAAAAGAGAAUAUAGAAGAACAAAUCACCAGUGAAGAAAAAGAAAACCCCCAAAACCCUAGGAAAAAAAACUUGCUACAGAGGAAAAAUGAAUCUCAAAGAUGUUAAGCCUCCAAAGAUCCCAGGAGGAGUAAAUGCUGCUUCUGCUUUGAUCAAAGUUGGAAUAGUCGGUGGUCUUGGUUUAUACGCAGCUUUCAACAGUCUCUACAAUGUUGAAGGAGGACAUCGAGCUAUUGUUUUCAAUCGUAUCACUGGUGUCAAAGAUAAGGUUUAUCCUGAAGGAACACAUCUAAUGGUCCCGUGGUUUGAGAGGCCUGUCAUUUAUGAUGUCCGAGCACGACCUCAUCUUGUCGAAAGUACUUCCGGGAGCCGUGACCUUCAGAUGGUCAAGAUUGGGCUUCGAGUUUUGACACGACCCGUGGCUGACCAGUUACCAACAAUAUACCGAACUCUUGGGGAGAACUACAAUGAGAGGGUCCUGCCAUCAAUAAUCCAUGAAACGCUGAAAGCUGUGGUCGCACAAUAUAAUGCCAGCCAGCUUCUCACACAGAGAGAGGCUGUUAGUAGGGAAAUACGGAAAGUACUGACAGAGAGGGCUACCAACUUUAACCUUGCAUUGGACGAUGUGUCAAUAACAACCCUAACUUUCGGAAGGGAGUUUACAGCUGCAAUUGAAGCUAAACAGGUUGCUGCGCAAGAAGCCGAGAGAGCCAAGUUUGUGGUAGAGAAAGCAGAGCAGGACAAACGAAGUGCUAUUAUCAGAGCUCAGGGAGAGGCUAAGAGUGCUCAGCUAAUUGGGGAUGCCAUUGCAAACAAUCCAGCUUUCAUCACAUUAAGGAGAAUUGAAGCUGCAAGGGAAAUUGCACAUACAAUCUCGAAUUCCAACAACAAGGUUUUCUUGAACUCCUCUGACCUGUUGUUGAACCUUCAAGGAAUGACCCUGGAGCCAGCAAAAUUGAAGUAAUUAGUAAGUAGAAAUUUGAGAUAAAGACAGACCUUUUGUUCAAACCCCUUGGCUUCUCUUCUUCUUUUGCUAGUGAAAUAUGCUGUAGGUUGGUAACGUUAUUAGUGUGGGUAUUCUCAAGUGUUUUUUCUUUUUCUUCCAAGACUGAAGUUGAGGGUACAAUAAAUGCGUUCACGUAGGGCUUUGGGGGGAUUGUAUAAAAAAGGGAAACUUCGGUGAUUGGUCUUGGAAACAUUCAGAUUCUAGUUUUGUUUGUUUUAUUAAGGUGAUGCUUAAUUCUCAGAUUAAGCUGAAUUUUUAAUAUGUUAAGAUAGUUUUCUGGUUAGUCCUACAA
This is a messenger RNA of Papaver somniferum (opium poppy), 1302 nucleotides long. Its product is annotated as prohibitin-1, mitochondrial-like. Gene Ontology annotation, cellular component: membrane; mitochondrion. NCBI's taxonomy places the organism in Eukaryota, Viridiplantae, Streptophyta, Magnoliopsida, Ranunculales, Papaveraceae. The coding region runs from base 93 to 968 and encodes 291 amino acids. The transcript is spliced from 5 exons. Gene Ontology annotation, biological process: mitochondrion organization. The record is from RefSeq and is a predicted model, not a curated record.